UUAAAAGCUCUGGAAUUCUUUUUGAUGCUAUUUUUGCUGCAUACACACCUUAAGAGGUUGAUAUUUUAAGACAAGACUUAAGGCACAUUGCAGUCGUAGAUAGAGUGAAGAAAAGCUUUACCUAUAGUUAGUUAUAUAGUAAUACAUUUUUAUGCAUUAUGCCGUCUUUUUUAUCAGUAAAUAACUAGCCAUACAAACGAAAUAUCCCCGAAAUUCCCCAAAAUUUCCCCAAACACUGGUGAAGGUCAUUUGACUCCGAGAGUUUCCCCGAAUACCCCAAACUUGGAAGCUCGGGUCGUAUUCAUACAUACAAGUAGAUAUCAUGCAAAUAAUUGCGUGAUUACACGCUACAGGAUGUCAUCCAAAGUUCCUAUACUUUCUGCCGGUGGUCCUUUGAUAUUUCGUCAAUUAUUUGAAAAGGUUUCAUCUACAUACACUUACUUACUGGCCGACUCACAUACCAAAGAUACUGUUAUUAUCGACCCUGUUUUAGAAACUGUUGAACGAGAUAAAAAACUUAUAUCUCAGUUGAAUCUUAAAUUGGGUCCGAUAAUAAAUACUCAUUUGCAUGCUGAUCACGUAACUGGGAGUGGGUUGUUAAAGCGAAUUCCUGGAUCUUUCAGUGUGUUGUCGCACUAUGAUGGAGUCAAAGUUGACAAGAUAAUAAAACAUGGAGAUGUUAUUAAGUUUGGAAAUUUCGAAUUAGAAUGUCGAAGUACUCCAGGGCAUACAUCAGGUUGUAUGACGCUAGUAUUGCAUUCCGCUGGUGUUGCUUUCACUGGUGACACACUUUUAAUUCGUGGUUGUGGAAGAACAGAUUUUCAAGGAGGCUCAGCUGAGACAUUAUAUGAUUCAGUCUAUUCACAAAUCUUUAGUCUUCCAAAUGAUUAUACAUUGUUUCCUGCUCAUGAUUAUUUAGGCAACACUAUGACUACUGUUGGUGAGGAAAAGGCAUUUAAUCCUCGAUUAACUAAAACCAAAAUUGAAUUUGUUAAAAUUAUGAAUGAAUUAAAUCUUCCGUUACCUAAACAAAUGGAACGUGCUAUUCCAUUGAAUCUAAAAUGUGGUAUCAAUGAUGAAUAAUGUCAAAUGAUUCUGAAGUAAUAUAUAUUCAUUUGUUUAUUUGUUUAUUUAUUUCUCUCAGUCAGUUUACUUAACUUUGUUCAAAAAAUGUCCAUUUUUUUAAAUUAAAAAAUCAGAUUACUUUAUCCGUAACUUUGUGAAAUACUCAUUUCCAAAAAGGAAACAUCUCCAUAUAAGUGACUUACAUCUAUUAUCAACAUCCUAUUUCUAUUCAUUAAGAGUGAUACUUAAGUUUUG
This is a messenger RNA of Schistosoma curassoni, 1320 nucleotides long. NCBI's taxonomy places the organism in Eukaryota, Metazoa, Platyhelminthes, Trematoda, Strigeidida, Schistosomatidae. The record is from the annotation of a GenBank genome assembly.